Messenger RNA from Ictalurus furcatus (blue catfish), 4201 nucleotides. It is a transcript of the gene map3k22, whose product is annotated as mitogen-activated protein kinase kinase kinase 22. Gene Ontology annotation, biological process: protein phosphorylation. The record is from RefSeq and is a predicted model, not a curated record. The coding region runs from base 597 to 2381 and encodes 594 amino acids. The transcript has 19 exons. Lineage: Eukaryota; Metazoa; Chordata; Actinopteri; Siluriformes; Ictaluridae. Gene Ontology annotation, molecular function: ATP binding; protein binding; protein kinase activity.
GACUCGGUGGAAAAAAAAAAUACUCGCAGUCCAAAUCAUAUAGUCAGAGAAGCAGGAGUCAGGAGAGGAAACUUUGCUUUUGAAGGUUUUGUGUGUGCAACUUUUUUUGUUUUUAUUCAGAACACUCAGAUUUUUCUUCUUUUUUUUUGGAUUACCUGGAGGAGAUUUUAAAAAAGAAGGUUGGAUUGGAUUUUCUCGCAGCUCACGCGCGCAGUUUCCGGAUCUUUACUGUUCCAGUGGAUUUUUUUUACACUAAUCCUCUUGUAUUUUUCCUCUAGAGACCUGUUACUUUUUGACCGAUCCAGCGUUUUUUUCCUUCACAGGAUGAAAAUAGACACAUAAGGUUGAAGCGUCUGUGUUUGCCCGAAGGAGUCGAGCGCCGCAGCUCGAGUUCAACGCGGCCACUUCCUGAUGAUGACAGUAAACAUGGAUGACGGUCUUCACAAUGGGCCCGGACAACACAGGAACAUGCAAGAUGGUCACUCUAUCGCUCGGCAGUCAAGGAUACCAAACAAAUAGUACAGCUGAACGACCACCGCUGCCAGUAAAUCAGUCAAUGACAUCGCGCACAUGAUGAGGAGGCUCUUAACUCUAUCAUGAAGGACCUGGCUGCCCUGCGCUGCUGUUACCAGCUCAACAGCGGCACCAGCCACAAACCCAAAAGCAGGACCCCAAGCUACAGACAGGAUUUGCGCGUGAAGCUGGAGCAUGAGCGAGAAAAACGGAUCAUUCCCUUCCAAAGACCGCUGAAGUUCAGAGAACUUCUGCAGAAAGUGACCGAGGCCUUUGGUCAGCACAUGGACCUUUACUGCCCUGACAGAGAGACGCUGGUAGCUCUAAAGUGUCAGGAGGAUUUGGACCGAGCCGUGUCAAGUUUGAGCUCCAGUUCAGGAACAAAGGGUGUGCUGAGAGUUGUGCUGAAAACUUCUACUAACAACCACUUCCUGCAGGUGAACAGCAGAGAUAAGCAGAGUGAGAUGAAGUCGUCUCGGUCUCUGGGAGACCUGAAAGGUUCUUUGCUCAAAGGAUCCGAAAGAGUGCGCAAACACUCCACAGGCUCUCUGCACACGGGGAGGCGUUCUCCACCGCCUGGCAGCGUGCCCGAGGAGCAGCAGCAGAUUGCGCGCCAGGGCUCCUACACCAGCAUCCACAGCGAGGGAGAGUUCAUCCCCGAGACGCCAGAUCCCAACGUCAUGGACCCUUUCGGUAGUGCCGACGGUUCCCUCUCUAGCAGCUGCCAGUCCCUGGACCAAGCUCUGGACAGUCCUCCGUUCUCCCAGAACAACCGCGACAACAAUUACCUGAACCUCAACUACGACUAUAAAGGCCGACACGGGAAGCACGGGACUUUCCCACGGCAGUUCCACUUAACCAACCGCAGCAAGGACUACGGUGACGGUCGUAGCACAUUCCCACGCAGCUUCAUGCCGCAGGAGAACCUGUUCCAGCUGGUGCCGUCGAGCCGCACACGCAGCUACAACGGAGACAGCACACUGCCAUACACCGGAGACCUGCACUCGCUCGGCUGGAGCGAUAAAAGUGGCCAGCGCAGUAGUGCUAAAUCUCCGCGGGCGCCCGUGAACUGGCGUCAAGGGAAGCUGCUGGGCCGCGGAGCCUUUGGCGAGGUUUACCUCUGCUAUGACGCCGACACGGGCCGAGAGCUUGCCGUUAAACAGGUGCCCUUUGACCCCGAUUGUCAGGAGACCAGCAAGGAAGUGAACGCGCUCGAAUGCGAGAUCCAGCUCCUGAAGAACCUCCGUCACGAGCGGAUCGUCCAGUAUUACGGCUGCCUGCGCGACCCCGACCAGAGGAAGCUCUCCAUCUUUGUGGAGUUCAUGCCAGGGGGCUCAAUAAAAGAUCAGCUGAAGGCAUACGGCGCUCUGACAGAGAAUGUGACGCGCAGAUACACCAGACAGAUCCUGCAGGGAGUCUUCUACCUCCAUAGCAACAUGAUCGUCCACCGAGAUAUCAAAGGUGCUAACAUUCUGAGGGACUCCUCCGGAAACGUGAAGCUGGGAGACUUUGGCGCCAGCAAACGCAUUCAGACCAUCUGCAUGUCAGGCACAGGCAUUAAAUCAGUCACUGGCACCCCCUACUGGAUGAGUCCUGAAGUGAUCAACGGAGAGGGUUACGGCCGCAAAGCCGACGUCUGGAGUGUAGCUUGCACGGUGGUGGAGAUGCUCACCCAGAAGCCGCCGUGGGCCGAAUACGAAGCGAUGGCGGCCAUCUUUAAAAUCGCCACCCAGCCCACAAAGCCCAACCUGCCCGAGGGCGUAUCGGACGCGUGCCGGGAUUUCCUACGGCAGGUCUUCGUGGAGGAGAAAUGGCGUCCCACUGCAGAGGUGCUGCUCAGUCACCCGUUCGUCCAGGGCAGCUUCUGAUUCGCUCCGGAGACUGAAAUGCCCGGAGACGCCCCCUGUGCCAGUCCACUCCUGCCCACUAAUGAUCACCACUCUGCCUUGGACCGGGGGAACCCGGCGCCCGUGUUCCAGCUCACUCAGAACAAAGCAGACUCCUCAGCAAGGGCUGUGUAUCUCAGACACUCCCACUGUACACACACACACACACACACACAGAACACACAUAGCACUAAGAAGCUGUUGUUUACAAUGCCAUUCAAACACAAAUAGUGACGUGUCUAAUUGGCAUUGCACGAAUAAUAAAGUAGACAAAGGGAAGGUUUAGGAUUGGCUUGGAUUAGAUUUAUUUUUCUUUUCAGCCAAGCUAAUUGGGUUUUAUCCGCCAUGUAAGAAUGAGGUUUGUGAGGACCGCUGGUCUGUUACUGAUUCAUUAGCGAUAGUGGCUAGAAGGUUGUGAGGUUGUGAGAGAGCCACGACUGGACUCUUAACCCUCAGCUUGCUCAGCUCUAUGCUUGGAUUGGAUUAAUAACUGGUGAAGUUCUCUAGCCAUCUGUUGCGUAUAUGUGAUUACAAACUCGGACGUAAACCCUAUUCAGAUUGGAUUACUUUUACAUGGGGAUAAUAUAAUUAAUAUCAGGGUAUGACCGGUAGAAAUAACACAUCUUGGCCCAGAAUAUAAAAAAGAAACUCCUGCGAAUAUUGCAGAGUUUCCUUGAUUUUGCGUUCAUUUCUGCGAACGCAAAAUCCUGGAGGGACUGUCUAAUAAUCACACGCGUUACUCCUGGCCACGCCCCCUACAACAAGACCUAAUGAUGAUAGUCAGAGCAAUCAGCUUGUAUUAAAAUGAUGCGUAUGUAGCACACUUGACAAUCAUGCGUGCAUCUUUGAUUUAUCCCAUGCGAAUCGGUCCUAACUGCCACAAUCUAUAUAUAUACAGACUAUAUACAGACCGAUUAUCCGGGUUAAUACGUGCGUUUACGGAAAACGAAUCCCGUCUGCAUAGAACGUCAGACACGUUUCCCUGUACUGGGAAUUGAGAAAAAAAAAAACCCUGUUUACUCCGAACUCUUAUUAAAGGAAGCCUAAGCAAGGUUGUUGAUUUCCACAAAUAUGCGUUUAAAAUAUGAACCAUACCGUCAGAUCCAUAAUUAUUGGCACCCCUUGGUAAAGAUAGGUGAAAACCGUUACGAAAAAAAUGAACCGUCUUUGUCGUUAAUUAACUCGUCUCGCACCGCAAACGCGAGUCAAUUGAUUCCGAGAAAACAAAAAAAAAACCCGUCUCGCAAUGUAUUCGAGCUCAUUUGAAUUGUUUGCACACCUUGAAAUUCUGAACAUCGCGAACAUAAUGUCAUUUCAGCGUGCUCCCGUUUAUAUUCCCGUGGUGUAGAGCGGCACAGUAAGAAGCACUUCCAGAUUAUUCGCAUAACUGUAAAUUAUUCUGUCUGUAAAAGUACUCACAUGGUAGUAAGGACAAAAUAUAUACAUUUAGAGCUUAAAUUUAGUUUAACUCCUUUGACCGGAGUGUUUCCGAGUGUUUAUAAGUGAGUUCUGAGUAAACAGUUGUUCUGGUGGGGAUUUUUUUUUUAUUUUAUUUAUUUUUUUCUCAGUACAAGGUAACAUGUUGUUUGAGGUAAUAACACACACACACACACACACACUCUACAGUGGUAAUACAUACAUAGAAAUUACAUUGAAAAAUAACGGAGUUCUACUUUAAACACAUGGCGCAAAUAUUCAAGAUUAAGAUGUCGGGUUUGCAGAUCGUCAACCAUCGUGAAUAAGAGUUCGUUUUAAGGCUCUCAGCCAAUAAAUAUGGCUUGGUAGGUAGAAAUGCAACAGAA